AUGGCAGACAGGAAUGGAUGGCAUUUUACAAAUAAUGGAAAAUUCACAGUAAAAUCAGGUUAUCAAGUGGAGAGGACUUACCCGGAUAGGGACAGAUUACCGUUAUUCAUUGGCCCUACAGUUGAUGUUAUAAAGGCGUUUUGCUGGAAAAUAAGGUGCCCACCAAAGAUAAAACAUUUUCUUUGGCAAUUUGUUUCAGGAAGUGUAGCAGUUAAGAAGAAUUUGCAGGCACGAGGGAUGCAAGGGGAUAUAAGCUGUGCAAGAUGUGGAGCGGACGAGGAAUCGAUUAACCAUGUGUUUUUUGAGUGCCCUCCAGCUAUUCAGUUGAUGAAGGAUCAGAAGAUGGGAGCAGAGACUCAGGAUACGAUUCCUCAGUCAAUCACAGGCAGAUGGUGUUUUACAGAUGGAUCAUGGAAAGAGGAGGAUAUGUUCUCCGGACAGGGGUGGUUCAGUACCUUACCUGGAUUUGAGGGUCUGAUGGGAGCUACGAACAUUUGUACUCCCAAGGAGAAGGGAGGCCUGGGAUUUCGAGAUUUCAAAAAUUUUAAUCUCGCACUACUUGCGAAGCAACUAUGGAGACUCGUACAAUACCCAAAUUCUCUCCUGGCACGAGAGCUAAAAGGCAGAUAUUAUCGUCUCUCGGACCCGAUCGAGGUCAGCAAAGCAAGCAAACCAUCCUAUGUCUGGAGAAGUCUUAUGGCAGCUCAAACCCUGCUCAAAAAAGGCAUCCGUAAGUCGAUAGGGACCGGAGACACCACCCUGGUCUGGGCCGACCCCUGGAUCCCGUCAACACCGGCUCGUCCUGCCAUCCCCCGCAGACCUUCCUUUAACCCCGCUCUCCGCGUGGCAGACCUGUUGGACCCGAUCUCAAAAGACUGGCAGCAUGAACGCCUUCGAGAGCUAGUAAUCCCGAGUGACAUCCCCCUUAUACGUAGCCUCAGGCCGACUCGCUCUACUCGCCCUCCAAGCUAUUGCUGGAACCUUACCAAAUCGGGAGUCUACUCCGUAAAGUCUGGCUACCAGCUAGCCAUGGAUUCACUGGAUGACCCAGAACCGGACAAAGUACUCAAACCCAGCAUCACUGCGCUCCAAGCGAAGGUGUGGACGCUCAAAACCACAAAGAAGAUCAAGCACUUCAUCUGGCAGGCUUUAUCCAACUGCAUACCAGUAUGCAAUGCACUUUCUGAUCGGCACUGCGGCACUGACCGAUGCUGCCCAAGAUGUGGAUCAGAUGAAGAAACUAUCAACCACCUGCUCUUUGAAUGUCCACCUUCCGUGCAAGCUUGGGCUCUCGCAGAUAUUCCAUACUCUCCGGGAUCCUUCCCGAGCUCCUCAAUUUACAGCAAUCUAGACCAUGUUCUAUGGCGUGCAAGCGACCGAGGAAUCCCUGAAACAAUCCUAGCUGCCGUCCCAUGGGUGUUAUGGUAUAUAUGGAAAGCCCGUAAUGAUAAAACUUUCAACGGUAAAGAAAUCACCCCACUGGAGACGACACAACUGGCUAGAGCUGAGGCCGAAAGCUGGCGCCUUGCUCAAAUAAUUGACGAACCCGCGGAGGAAAUCGACGGGGAUACUCGCCAUGCAAUGGCUACUCCACCUCCUAGAACCGGCCCAGUAUGCUAUACUGACGCCUCCUGGCAUAAAGACGACACAUAUUUUGGAGGAGGAAUGGUCCUGUUAACCGAGGAUGGGACGACGACUUUUGGUUCAUUCGCUAGUAACCGAGUCUUAACCCCCCUGCAUGCCGAGUUUCAAACUCUGCUGUGGGCUAUGAAAUCCUCUCUACAACUGGACCAUAGUUCUAUGACUUUUGAGACUGACUGCCUACAGCUUGUCAAUCUCAUAGAAGAAGACGACGAAGACAAAUGGCCAUCAUUGUUGGCUGAAUUUGAUGAGUUCCAUCUUAUUCGUUCUAUGUUUACGUUUUGCUCCAUAUCUUUUAUCUCUCGUUCACUGAACAUCCGAGCCGACCUCCUUGCAAAGGGAGCUCGAACUCGCGGUUUCACUUUCUCCCAUGUAAACUCUCAGCUUCCCAGUUGGAUGGCCCAGUCGGCCAACCUCAGGGAGUUUUUUUAA
Brassica napus (rape) is the source of this 2073-nucleotide messenger RNA. RefSeq lists its product as uncharacterized. The coding region runs from base 1 to 2073 and encodes 690 amino acids. The record is from RefSeq and is a predicted model, not a curated record. Gene Ontology annotation, molecular function: nucleic acid binding; RNA-DNA hybrid ribonuclease activity. The transcript has 3 exons. NCBI's taxonomy places the organism in Eukaryota, Viridiplantae, Streptophyta, Magnoliopsida, Brassicales, Brassicaceae.